AUGCACACUGGAGCAGUGGGAACGAUGGAACUCGCUUCAGUUUCGGAUGUUUUCAGCUACACGUUGCAGAAAACUCUCCGGGAGCUUGGGGAAACGCGUACCCUCCGUGGUAAAGGCCCAGUGCUCAACACGUUGAAAAAUCUCCUCAUCGGAAAUACCGAACGGAAAGCUUGGGUCGUGGAAAGUGGUGCGCUCGCGAAGCUGCUUGCGUACUGCGCUGAAGAUGCUGUUCGAAUGGACAGUUCCGUGAAGGAAGCGUUGCUGGCGCUCCUGGGAACGCUGUGUUACGGCGACUGUCCACCUGCAGAGGCCGAGAUUUCACAACAACAGCGUCUCCCGCGCUUUAUUGCCGACUCGUUGCAGCAGUCGUCGCCUAAUGCUCUUAAAGUCGCCGCGUUGCGCACCAUGCGGCAGUUCACGGCCGCUAGGUUACGCGUUGGUUGCGAUCGAGCGCGGUUUGCCUGGCGGAGUGCUGACGCGGAGGCACUGCUCCGUUGUGUCCAACAGGAUCAGGGCUUGGUCAGAUUGGAAGCACUGAAAACCAUUGCGGUAUGGGCACGGCACCACGAAGGGCGCACACAGCUGCUACAGGCGGGAGCGAUGGAUGUCAUCGUCGCGGAUCUCAAACGGAUGCCAGAUUCCAACCUGAACACCGAAAAUGACGCAGACGUGCGUACCGUGGACUCUGAUGGCUCUGAAGAGGAUGCGGAUGACCCAGGAUCGCUCAGUACGACCAUGCUAGAGUUGAUAUCGACGUUUAUCGAGGACGCCCCCGCCGCCGCAGCGUUGCUUGCGGAGACCUUUGCGCGAAACUCUCGCAGUGCAAAACGCUUCUGGCGGGGUUUGUACGAUCCGGUACCGCUGCGGAGGUUCUUCAGUGUCAAGAUUCUGGCGCACCUGUACAUUGCCGGGAUGCUGAAUGACGCAUCGAAACUCGCCGCCACCGCACUGCCGGUAUUGCUCGCGCUGUUAGCGUCACCGAGCCAGCCGCAGCCCGGCAAAUCCUGGACGCAAUUCGGCAUCUAUUUCGAUCCCAAGGUGCCCGCUCAGCAGCUGCGGCAAGCAGAAGUCGUAGAGCUUGUGGAAAAGCUCCUGGCCAGCUCUUCGCAUUUCCGGCGAGUUGCCCUUGAUGUUGGCGCCAUUCCGGUAAUUGUGAAUGUUAUCGAGCAGAGCUGUGAUCGAUUGGCAUCGCUACCGGAAUCCGUGCGUUCCCAGGAGAGCAAGCGCUCUAGGCUGGAACUCGCAAGUCCCACGCGAUGUGGACGCACAUCUGCGGCUGCCUCGCUGCCAUCAGCCAACCCGGGCGCCCAGAGCGAGCGUGAAAGCACGUCAGCGCUCCGAGCGUUGGCUCUGAUCGCCUCAAAUGGAGAGCAUACUCAGCCUAUUCUUGUAGACGACAAACUUAUGGCGUUGCUAUUGAAAUUACUGGAAUGGGUACGGCGGGCGCCCCCAGAGCUAUCGUUCGGCGUGGCUGAGGCAACCGCCCAGGCGCUGGCUUCGCUCAUGGCAUUGAUCCCGAACCGACAGCGUCAGGGUCUGCAUCCGAGCCUCAGUGAGCGCCUUCUCGACAUGAUUCUGACAAGUUCGGCGCCGUAUGUCGUGCGGUGCGCGGCAUGUGAUGCGCUUGCGCAGUGUGCGAUGCCACCGUGUCCAUUGGGAACAGCGCUGAUGAAUCAAGAGCGCGCUCUCCAGAAUUUAGUCUCCCUUGUCCAUGACUACCUGCAUCGCUGGGACCUUUCGCAUGACUCCGGCGCGCGAGCUGCGAAUCCCGAAGCGCUCAAUGCUGCCGAUGUCUGGCGUGGCUGCUCUCCUGCGUUAGGCAGCGCGGUCGGACACGGCAUCGCCGAGAGCAAGCAAUCCGGUCCUAAUGCAAGACAUCAGACGGUUGCACGUACCGAACAACACCUUGUGGCGAAAAUUAUCAAAAUCAUCCGAAUAUUGGCGCUUGCAGCAUCGAGUUCCGAGAAAAAAUCGCUGAUGGACCUUUUAACAUGGCGAUCGCUCGACAUGCUCACGGACGUAAGGCAAGCCGCGGACGUCUGUGCGCAAUCGUGGGCGCUGCUUCACAACAUCGUCUACUCCAACGGCGAUCAGAGCGAGCACGAAGCAUGCUUGUUUCUGGUCCUGCAGAGCCCAAUGGGGCUGUCCGAACGCCUGGACGCUGCGUUGCACCCGGACACGCACGUAGACGUACGCGUCCAUGCAUUGAAUUUUCUCACGGUUGUGGCGGCUGCGGAUGCGAUUCCACUGCGAGCGCAAGUUCUGGCGCGUCGGGAGCUCUUACAACGUUUGGCAAGCUUUCUCAAAUCGUCCGAGGUACUGGAACGCUUCCUUGCUUCCUGGUGUUUUACCAACUUGUUGCGGUAUAUGCCGCAUCGCCUAGACACGCUGAGCGUUCAGGGAUUCCACCGCAAAACCACAGCGGCCCCGUUGCCCCCGGCUGGUGCAGCGGAGCCCCCGCAGGAACCCGAUCAGACCACGAAGCAAGUCAUGAGGACGAUUCGGAACCAUCUCGCCCAACUGGAGGUGCUAGUACUGCUGCGUCAGGUUGCGGAACAUGACGCAGCGCCUGAUGUUCGUGAACGAGCCCGCAUGGCACUUUGGAACGCGCAGCUAUGGCGUCGAAUCUGCGACGACGACAGCAGCAGCAGCGACCUCGACGCCCGCUUCACAGUGCCGCUGGUACCUGCUCGCUGA
This is a messenger RNA of Cyanidioschyzon merolae strain 10D, 2697 nucleotides long. RefSeq lists its product as hypothetical. The record is from RefSeq and is a predicted model, not a curated record. Gene Ontology annotation, biological process: proteasome-mediated ubiquitin-dependent protein catabolic process. Bases 1 to 2697 code for a protein of 898 amino acids. Lineage: Eukaryota; Rhodophyta; Bangiophyceae; Cyanidiales; Cyanidiaceae. Gene Ontology annotation, cellular component: GID complex. The transcript has a single exon.